AUGAGAAACAAUGAAAGGCGAAGAAGUGUGAGAUUGGGAGAGAAAAGUGGAGCAGUUAAAAGAAUGAAAAGUGGCUUAAGCAGUAAAGCUCUUUUGAUGGCUAAGAUGAUUUCUUGGAGAAAAGUGCAGGAUGAUGACGAAGAAGGGCGAGAGGAUAUUGAUUUUGGUGAUGAAGACGACGUGGUUUGGAAGAGAACAAUUAUUAAAGGCGAGAAAUGUCGUCCUUUGGAUUUUUCUGGGAAAAUUUUGUAUGAUGCUAAUGGGAAUCUUCUGCCAGAUUCACCUCAUCAUCCAUGUUAA
Fraxinus pennsylvanica is the source of this 300-nucleotide messenger RNA. The record is from the annotation of a GenBank genome assembly. NCBI's taxonomy places the organism in Eukaryota, Viridiplantae, Streptophyta, Magnoliopsida, Lamiales, Oleaceae.